Messenger RNA from Triticum aestivum (bread wheat), 1008 nucleotides. RefSeq names its product protein UXT homolog. Gene Ontology annotation, molecular function: transcription coregulator activity. The transcript has 6 exons. Gene Ontology annotation, biological process: positive regulation of transcription by RNA polymerase II. Gene Ontology annotation, cellular component: mediator complex. The record is from RefSeq and is a predicted model, not a curated record. The coding region runs from base 300 to 749 and encodes 149 amino acids. NCBI's taxonomy places the organism in Eukaryota, Viridiplantae, Streptophyta, Magnoliopsida, Poales, Poaceae.
GCUUCGCAAGCCUAAGCACAAAAACCCAAAUCCUGAACUCUUUACGACCCCCAAAGCCUCCCCCUGUCCAUGGCCGCCGCCGCCCGCCGCCUGCUCCGGUGACUGGAUUCGGUCCUCUCCCCCGGAAGCCACCGCCGGCAAGCCUUUAGCCUCCUCCCGCCGCCGACCCCACGGACGCCUCCCCGCACCGGAAGCUGCCCCCGAGCCCCGACCGACGGCAAGAGCUGUCGCCGCAGCCGCUGUCCAGUACGGCAUUAUAUAUCUCGCGGUCACGAAUCUCAAAGGAAACCGCGGGGGGCAUGGCCAUGGCCGCGGCGGAGGCGCGCCUCCGGCAGGAGAAGGUGAAGAAGUUUGAGGAUUUCGUUGACCGGCGGCUCAAGCCUGACCUCGUGAACGCCAUAGCCCAACGUGAUAACUUGUUCCAGCAGCAGAAGACUUUCUUGGAUUUGAAGAAGAACAUCGAAAAUUUGGAAAAGAAUGGUGUAACAAGCAUGCGCUCCAUGGUCAAUCUUGGCUCAGAGGUGUACAUGCAGGCAGAAGUGCCGGACACGAGGCACAUUUUUGUGGAUAUCGGUCUAGGUUUUCAUGUGGAAUUUACUUGGCAAGAGGCUCUACAGUUUAUAUCUGUACGAGAAGCAAGGUUGGCCAGACAAAUAGACGAGUACACACACCUCAUAGCGAGCAUAAAAGCACAGAUCAAGAUGGUAUGUGAAGGUAUCCGCGAACUCCUUCAGUUACCAGCGGAGUGAGCUGCCAGGAGAAACGCACCAAACUUGCGGCGGAGAGGUAUAUGCUUGGUAGGGGGACGCAUGUAUGUUGCCAUGGGUUUCUUAAUUCUUGCAAGAAAGCUGUAUGCCAAGAAUGCAGCUCCCAAAUCCCAAUGUUGACUAGGAGGGGUAAACGAAGUGGCAAAUGAGAAUGCUGUGUCUUGACUUGACGUGAGUUUGUAUGUGCAGACUGAAUUUUCAGAUGAUUGGCAGGAAAUGCAAUGCCUUGAUGAUAACGUUU